AGCAUCGAAUCUGAUCGAAUUGAAUAAUUGUCAAACAUUUUAACUGCAGCUAAAGGUCCUUUGGAAUAAAUUGGUAGUUCAGGGAAAGAUAAUUAUUUUUUUCUAAAAAUAUCAUUAGUCUAAAGCAGACAUGUCUAAAGUGGAAAUAGAUCCAAAUGUUCCUAUAAUGGAGCAAAUUAAAAAUCUCAUUAAACCACCGCCAUCGGAAGAGGAAAAAGUGACAUUGCGCCCAGUUAAUACCAAGCAUCCAUAUUACAAACGACCGGGGCGAGGACAUAACCAUGAUCUUUGUGAUGCAUGUGAAGAAGGCGGUGACUUGCUCUGUUGUGAUCGUUGUCCAUCAAGUUUCCAUUUGCAGUGUCACGAUCCACCGCUUACGGAAGAAGAUAUACCAAGUGGACAGUGGCUUUGUCACAGCUGCCGCAUGACUCUGAAGCCUACGUCAUCAUCAAAAUCGAGUUCUGUUGAGCGCAGUGCGUCUGGAGUUGCAGUUGCAAGUCGUGCGGAUAACUCUCGUCCCAGUACACCUUCGGGUGCCACUGAGGCAGAAGCACCCCCGUUUAAAUUUCGUAAUCUACGAAAACGAAGUAGUAGUCGUGCAUCAUUUUGCAGCGACCUUAGUAGUACUGAGAAAUAUUUGUCCAAAUUGCCUGUAGGAAUACAAAGAGCAUUGGAUCCAAACAAAAAACCAACACCAUUAGAUGAGUUGAUAAAAGCGGCAAGUAUAUUAAAUCCAAAACAGUUUGAGUUGCCGCGUGAGCUAGAGAUACAUUCUCAAUUUCCAGGGAAUGAUAAAGUGGAACCUAUUCGCAAAAAUGGUAAUGGGAAUAAAAAACCAAGCAACAUAAGGAGAAAUUCUAAACCAUAUGAGCUGGACUCUCAAGGUAUGGUGCCAUUGCCAGCAAAAACUUGUUUCUACUGUCACAAGUCUUGUAGAAAAGCGCCUCUUGUGGCUUGCGAUUACUGUCCGUUAUACUUCCAUCAAGAUUGUCUAAAUCCACCAAUGACUGCUUUACCAACUGGUUUGUGGAUGUGUCCGAACCAUGUGGAAAAUUUUAUUGAUAAUCAUCUCGUAAAUAGCAUUUCCGCUACGGAGCGUGUACGUUUGUGGGAUAAAUUCGCACAACCUUUCGAUCACGAAACUGUAAAAAUGGAAUUUUUUAGGCGCGUACACAUGCGAAAUCCCCCUUUCCGUAUCAAAGUGCAAAGAAAAUCACGUGAAACGAUAGAAAUACCACCAAUGGUGAAAUAUCAUUACGAAAAUCCGCCUCCAUUAUUACCUUCUUUACGUGAAACAUUACGUUACGAUAUAGUUAAACGACGUAAAUGUCUACCUAGUUCUCCAGAAAUAAUAUCGAAAGAGACUGUAGCUGAAUCAGUUUUUAAAGAUUUAGAAGCACUUCAAAGUGCCAAAGCUAAAUUACGUGAAAUUCAGAAAGAGCUCGGUCAAAUAGAUGAUUUGAGUAGCAGUGAUGAGGAAGCUGAUAACACUACAGAAAGUACCGAGGAAAAGAAAACCCAAAAGGAUGAGUCAAAAACUGACAAUGAUAUUGCUGGUAAAGAAAAGGUCGAAGAUGACGAUAAAAAUCACAAGUCAAAAACUAUUAAAAAACGUAAUAAACGUGGAGAUGCCACCAAAACUAUAACUGAUACGCAAGUUAAAGAUGAAGAAGAAGAAAAACCAGACCCAGACGCAGUAUGUACGAAUGAAGAACAACAGCACGGUAUAGACAAAAUAAAAGGUGAGGAUGAUGUGGAAACCGACGAUGAAACUAAAUAUAAUGCCGAAAUAGAUGCUGAGCUUCGUUAUUUGGAUGUCGAUUUAAUAAAGAAAUUAGCAUUUCAACGUUUGCAACAACUUGUACAGGAACAUCCAGAGAUUGUGGUGCAAUAUCAAAAUCGUACAGCAGCUAAGCGCAUACGUGAACUCUCACGAAACGAAACACCACAAGUUUUGCCAUCACAGAUACUCUCACCCGAGGAUGUAAGACGUUUAUCGAUAAUGUUCACCGGUGAGACAUCGUCCAUUCUUGCAGCACAUCAGACUGUUAGCGAUAAUGAUAUGCCGCAAUUACAUCCAGCUUUGGCCACCGCUGCUGCUAUUGUUGCUGCCGACGAAGAAGAACAAAAGUACAAACCACGCAUACGUACGGACGGCGAAAAGGCCUAUGAAACAGCAACGCGGCUUGAAUUGAAGUUGAUGCGUAGUAAAGUGCGGGCUCGUGCCGUACUUACGCCAUUAGGUGAUAUUUUGGAAGACAAUCGUUGGUUUAGUAAUGUCGAGUUGCAUUCGUCAUUUUUUAUGCGUUACCGCAAUAUAAACAUCGGUUCUGGGCAAACUUCUGCUGAUGUGAAUCUCUCACUUAUUGGACACUGUAGUCGGAUUUCGCCUAAGCAUGCAACCAUAUUUUAUGAUGAUUUUACAAAAACGUACGAACUUAUUAACUACUCAGAAUUCGGCACUGAAGUUAAUGGACAAUUGUAUUCUUGCGAUUUUACUGAUCACGGACCCACGCCAGCGAAAAAACUGAAAAAUGAAGAUGUCGAGUUACAGAAACGCGUUCAAGAGAUUUUAGACAAACGUCGAGGUAUACAACGACAGCAUUAUAUAAUAGACAAAAAUUCAAGAAUGGCUCCGCCAAUGAAAUCUGAAUGUAAAUGCGCUAUGGUGCAAGAACCUCCAAUGCUUCCUGGUGCUUGGGAGGGAACAGCCAUACUUACACAUGGCUCUUUAAUACGUUUCGGUUGUUUAGCAUUCGUUUUUUCAAUACCUGAAUUUUUAUCAGCAAGUAACGGCCAGGGUUAAGAGCUUUUCGUUUAAACGAAUAAUUCAUUUGGUUGCUGCAAUAAGUUUUAGUUUUGCAAAUAAAAAUAUAUAAGGAAUUUUAACUCAGCCAG
Ceratitis capitata (Mediterranean fruit fly) is the source of this 2898-nucleotide messenger RNA. RefSeq names its product PHD finger protein 12. The record is from RefSeq and is a predicted model, not a curated record. Gene Ontology annotation, cellular component: nucleus; Sin3-type complex. NCBI's taxonomy places the organism in Eukaryota, Metazoa, Arthropoda, Insecta, Diptera, Tephritidae. Gene Ontology annotation, biological process: negative regulation of transcription by RNA polymerase II. Bases 131 to 2806 code for a protein of 891 amino acids. Gene Ontology annotation, molecular function: protein binding; transcription corepressor activity. The transcript has 6 exons.